Molecule: messenger RNA, 1566 nt
Organism: Symbiodinium necroappetens
Lineage: Eukaryota; Dinophyceae; Suessiales; Symbiodiniaceae
Source: the annotation of a GenBank genome assembly
AUGCUGAGGUUGAGAACUCAGUUCGCAGAUGCCAAGGCCAUCAUGGAGCAGAAACUCCGGCGGGGAAUCAGAGUCUCCUCGCAUUACUCGGGAAAGGGCACGGGGGAGAGCUGUGCGAGUCAAAUUGAACGUGCGAUUAGGGAUGAUGUGGUGGCCGAGGGCUCUGCCAUUGCUCUUGACCUCAGGUGUUUGCCGCAGCAGCAGUUUCAGCCUGUUUUCUCAGUUGAUUGCUCAGAAACAGCCCGCAAGGCGUUGCUUGCGACAGGUUGCAAGCAUGUCUUUGGCAAGAUCGAGGACAGGAUGAGACCUGAUCUGCAACGACAGCUGAAGAUGAUGGAACCGGCUGACACAGUGAGCUGCGCAGACAAGGAGCAGCAGCACAGUGACAUCAAGGAGCUAUUGUUUCAGGCUCAUCCCCCGUCACACACUGCAGACCUCCAAGCCUGGUGUUAUCGGCGCCAGAAAAACUGCAAUAUUUGGGAUGGCUUUUUCGACGACAUCAUGGACAUUGAUGAGGACGAGGAGCCCCAGCCCGAGCCGUACCACAUCAACGUAUCAGGAUUUGCGUGCACGGACUUCAGCAGACGCCGAGCUACCGCAUUGCCCCGAUUCGCUGGCAAAACCGCGCCAACGUUUUGGAAGUGGCUGCGGGAGAUCCAGCUCUGUCGCCCUCACUAUGUGUUUUGGGAGUGCUCUCCGUUUUUCCCUGAGGAGGUCAUCGCGAAUGAGAUGGACGGCGAGUACCUGCAGAUUACAAUCAUCACCGGUCCGACUCUCAUGGGGUGGCCGGUGACCAGAUUGCGUAAGUUUGGUUGCCUCAUCCGCAGAGACAUCCUCUUCCUCGGCAGCGACAAGGAGUUCCACAGCAUGUUCCAGCGACAAUGCAGCGUGAACGGUGACAUAUUCUUCACGGCCGCACCGGAUGAGUACAUCGUCGACCAAAUGAUCAGCAAGGCUAAGAGCCGAGGAUAUUAUCCGCAAAAGACUGGCGACUCCAAGCCCCAGGACUUCCCGCCGGACGUGAUGAUCACGCCCGCCAUGAAAAUGAGAAUGACGAACUACGGAAAGAAGCGGUCCCACCCUGGCCAAGCCAUGUUGGUGGAUUUGGAUCAGAACGAGAACUUCGGCAGCUGCCAUGAGUGCAUACCAUCCAUACCGACCCACAGCAGCAUCUACUCCUUCGUGAAAGGGCGUCUUUUGCUUGGCAAAGAGCUGCUGUUUUGCAUGGGCACUUUGGCUUCAUGGCAGUCAAGGCUCACAUGGGCCGUCAUCCAUUCCUGUGAGAACCUAUUUCUUCCGGAGCUGCCUGCCAGCUUGCUCGCUGAUGUGAACUUCAGCGAUACAGAGUGCCAAUUUCUGGCUGGCAAUUGCUUCGCGAUGAAUGUAAUGGGAUCGUGGAUGAUGUAUGUGCUGGCCAGAACCAUUCCGAUGCCGAUGGCUUCCGCCACUUCCCAUAAUUGCAGUUUCAUGCUACGUGGUGAUAACGGCCAAAGGACCCGCAGCUUCGAAGACCUCAGCGACGGUGACAGCGACGGCGGCCACGGCGACGAGAGCAGUGGUGUCUGA